AUGCUCCCGAGGCUGUCCCAGAUUGCCAGACAUCUCUCGACGCCGCCCUUGUCCAGCCUUCGCUCCCCUCGAGGUCCCUCGGCCAUUGCGAGAAUGGCUCCCUCGGGCGAGCGCAACGCGCGAAUGAUUCAUACGGCCGCCUGCCUCGUCAUUGGGGACGAGGUCUUGGGCGGUAAGAUGGAGCCCGUGCUGACGUAUCGCAAGACUGUCGACACAAACUCGGCAUACAUGGCCAAGUGGUGUUUCUCUCUCGGAAUUAACUUGAAGCGCAUCGAAGUCAUCGAGGAUGACGAAGGCGAGAUCGUCGAGGCAGUCCGCCGGCUGAGCGGCUCCUACGAUUUUGUCGUCACCAGCGGAGGCAUCGGUCCGACGCACGACGACAUCACGUACCAGUCGAUUGCGAAAGCGUUCAACCUGCCGCUCAAGCUGCACGAGGAGGCGCUCGAGAGGAUGAAAAGGCUAUCCAAGCCUCAUCCGUCGCAGCCAACGUUUAGCUACGACGAUGCCGAGUCCCCCGCCGUCAAGGCGAAGCUGAGAAUGGUUGAACUGCCAACCGACGACUCUCGGGACUUGAGCGCGCAGUGCAUCUUCCCGCACGACGAGCUCUGGGUUCCCGUCUCGGUGGUGAACGGGAACGUGCACAUUCUACCGGGCGUGCCCAGGUUGUUCGUGACGCUGCUCGACGGCCUGAAACCGCACGUACUUCCCAGGCUCGUCGACCCAGAGGGCAAAGGGAUAACGAGAAUACUGAUAUCGACGCCCUUGGCCGAGAGUGAGGUCGCCGCCUAUCUCACCCAUCUGGCAGCCCAGGUGGAGCCCAAAGGCGUCAAGGUUGGCAGCUAUCCUCGCUGGGGCGAGCUGCGAAAUACAGUCACUCUCGUGGGCAGAGACGAAGCCUUUCUCGAGAGCCUCGUUGCCGAAGUUGAGACCAAUGUCCAGGGCAAGCGCGUCGCGACGGAAGGCGAGGAUGACGUCGUUGUGGCGGACAAGGAUGCGUAG
Molecule: messenger RNA, 999 nt
Organism: Drechmeria coniospora
Lineage: Eukaryota; Fungi; Ascomycota; Sordariomycetes; Hypocreales; Ophiocordycipitaceae
Product: molybdenum cofactor synthesis domain-containing protein
Exons: 8
Coding region: 1-999 (332 amino acids)
Source: RefSeq, a predicted model, not a curated record